ACUUUCUAUUUCAUCGAUCAUCGUCUCAUCUUGCCAGACAUAUCCCUCACCUUUAUAUAUUGUCUAAUGUAGGUAGGUAGCUGGCUCAUCAUAGAGACUUCUUAUCAUUACCGCGUCACUUUCGUCAGGCAUACAUUCAUCCACAAGUGCACUCACUGUAGCCAUCGUCUCGGCUCUUGCUGCCAUCUUGUUCUGCGUUCGCAGAGUCUCAUUCGUAUUUGGUUUGAAACGUUCAGCUCAGCUAAAAAAAAAUUGUUGUACAUUUUCAUUCCUAAUCAUUAGCCAUUUCGUCAUGGUCUCUCUUCAACAGCACGGUGGCGUCAGCCGUCAACAGGCGGUCAGCCAACCCUCUUCUCAACGAGUCGUUCCCAAGCCUGUCCCUGAGGCGCAGUCGAAAGACCCCAGAGGAUACCAGCUCGAGCAGCUACGGCGCAGAUAUUUGUGUCAAGAAACGACACUCAAAGACGGCGCAACUUCUCUGGCAUUCAGGCUUAAGCCAUCAGAUCCAGAUUUCCCCUUCGACCUGGACCUUCUUGAGUGUGAGCUUCGAGUUCCCGAGCAUUACCCGGAAGAGCCACCAACACUACGUGUGAGGAACAAGGACAUUCCGAGGGGCUUCGCCAUCAACGUGGAAAAGGGCUGGGAGAAGCUUGUCCGUGAGAAACCGGGGGCCACUCUCCUCGCCCUGACCCACGCUCUAGAUCGAAAUCUCGAGGUCUUCUUAUCCGAACAGAAAGCCGAGACCAUCAAACUUGUGGCCUUCAAGGACACCAGGCACCAUGACGCCGUCGAACACUCGGUUUCACAAGCAGCGGCAAUGAAGCAGGCUUCCCCGUCCGCUCUCAGUAGCGUGCAGCCGCCAUCAAAACCUCAACGGUACCUGGAGCCAUCAUACUCGCAGGAGCAGAUUGCCGAGGCCAAAGCCAGGCGUGCCCAGGAAACACGUCAGAUCGAGACCCGCAUGGGUCGCCUUUCGUUAUAUCGCCGCUCUGCCGAUGGAAUUGUCUACACGUUGCCCGUAGAACCGAGACGGCGGUUUGAGCUCCCAGCGGGCUUGCAGGGUGUGAAAACGAUGCACUUCAUUGUGCCGCUGCUUUAUCCUCUACAACCCCUGAGGAUCCAACUCAACGAGGUGGAGUCUCUCGACGCGGAACCCUUGGAAGAACUAUUUGUGCAGAAGGCCAUUGAACAGAAGCAGAUGACCCUCAUGAGCCACGUCAACUACUUUGCCCAGAAUAUGCAUGUUCUGGCCAAGCAAGCCCAGGCGCAGCCGAAGCAACCUGAGGAGCCCCGGGAACCCGGACCAAAGUCCAAACCCGCAGCACCUAGCGUGCCGCAAAAGGCCGUUGUGAGCGACGGCUUGGACGACGAGCGAAGCCAUAUAAAGGUUAUUCCUCGUCCUCCCGAGUGGGCUCGCCGAGCUGGUGACCCGGAAGACGAAGAAGACUCCUCGGACUACAGUUACGACUCGAGCUCAGACGAUGGUUCUGAUACAGACGGCGCUCCGUUGACGGCUGAUCCAGGCGACUCAGUGCUGCCUUCUGGCUCUACCCGUGAACGCGGGAUAGCUCUGUCCUUCCCAGGCAUCGAGCUCCAUGCUAUCGAACUCUUGCGAGUCUCCAUCCUCAGCAUCAGCGUGAAAUGUGAGCGUUGCAAGACGGUCAACGAAAUCACCGGCCUGAAGGAUGAGACCGAGAAAAUGGCCUCCUGCCGAAAAUGUGCCGCCGGAUUCGCCGCCCGGUUCCGGUCAGAACUCGUCCAUCAGAACUCGGCCCGCGCCGGAUUCCUUGAUCUUGCGGGCGCCACAGUGGCCGAUAUGCUACCGAGCACCUUCGUUCCCGUCUGCGCCAAGUGUUCCACACCGUCUCCCGGACUCGUCUCGGUCCGCGGUGAGAGCACCACGAAUGUGUGCCGCGACUGCCACGGGAAAUUCAACUUCAAAAUCCCCGACGUCCGCUUCCUCCCGUACGCACCGGGGACUCUGACCGCCCCGGCGUCCGGGAACCCCGGGAAACAGGACAAGCUAGGGCUCCGCACGGGCGAACCGCUGCCCUCUCGUGGAGCCUGCGGCCACUACCGUAAGAGCUUCCGCUGGUUCCGCUUCAGUUGCUGCAACAGAGUGUACCCCUGCGACCGCUGCCACGACGAGGCGGAGGAGCAUCUGAACGAAUGGGCGAGUCGGAUGGUCUGUGGCUGGUGCAGUCGCGAGCAGCGGUACGCUGUGGAUUCAUGCGGUUUCUGCGGGCGGAGUGUCAUUGGCAGGAGAGGCAAGGGUUUUUGGGAAGGGGGCAAGGGGACCAGAGACAGGAGGUUGAUGAAUCGGAAGGACAAGAGGAAGCACAAGCGUGUUGGGCCAGGAGAGGCGGCGAGGAAAGACUGACCUCUUUUAUUGCUACUUGAUGCCUGACCUUCUUUGGACCAUACCCUCAUUCCGUUUGACAUGGAUCGACCUGUCGUCGUCAAUGGAUAGUCCAUCGCCAUGGCUACACCGAAUACACGAAAAGUCGAGGUACUGUGCUCGUCCUUCUCUUGUCUCACCGCGACUCUGCUGCUCGCUCGCUCCCAGGGUGUAGAGUCGUCAUAUGUACUUCGUAAUUCGCUCAUUCCCCGGGUGAACACAUGGAGUAUCGUCCGCCCUAUCAUGGCUGCAGUACAAAAAGCACACAUGUGAGAUAUCAGCAUUGUCAUUGGGCAAUAUCACCACUCGGGCAACCCAUUCCUCUCGUUCUUUCUUUGCAUCGAUUCUGUUAUGUUACCGAACAGUCAUACGUCUGCCGUCCAGGAACCCAUAUCCAGCCUCCUCCAAUGUCCGGACACGCAACUCAACCCUUCUGGGCUAGUCUGGAAC
Sodiomyces alkalinus F11 is the source of this 2848-nucleotide messenger RNA. Its product is annotated as CHY zinc finger domain-containing protein. Lineage: Eukaryota; Fungi; Ascomycota; Sordariomycetes; Glomerellales; Plectosphaerellaceae. The record is from RefSeq and is a predicted model, not a curated record. The transcript has a single exon. The coding region runs from base 293 to 2380 and encodes 695 amino acids. Gene Ontology annotation, molecular function: zinc ion binding.